Molecule: messenger RNA, 1401 nt
Organism: Naegleria lovaniensis
Lineage: Eukaryota; Heterolobosea; Eutetramitea; Acrasida; Naegleriidae
Exons: 2
Coding region: 1-1401 (466 amino acids)
Biological process (GO): vacuole organization; endosomal transport
Molecular function (GO): ATP binding; ATP hydrolysis activity
Source: RefSeq, a predicted model, not a curated record
AUGGCUUCUUCCUCGUCGGUUGAAGAGUAUUACAUGAAAGCCUCAAAUGCUAUUCGUUGUGCCCUAAGUUUUGAAGAGAAUGAGAAUUUAAAGACCCUGUACGAAAUGUUGAAUACUACGUAUGAAUGCAAAAUCGCUCAGUUGAGGGGAGUGGUGAACCAGGAGGCAUCAACCGAAGAAAACAUGUCCGCUCUUGAACAUGAUAGUACUGGAAGAAAAAAGUCUACAGGUCAUCAUGGUAAGAAAAGAUCAAGCACAGAAACCAUUCAAGAAAUAGAGAAUCAUGACGAGGAUCAAGAUGAGGAUACGGAUGGCUCUUCCUCCUACUCGUUGGAUGUUUCUCGAACAAUAAGCCAUGAUGAAAAGUCGCUAAUUGGAGAUUUUGAACGUUGCUCAAAGAAAAGAAAGGAAUCAGCCAGUGAAAAUUCAGAGAUUGAAUCAUUUAUCAUUAAUAACGGAAAUCAAGCCCAUGAGGAAUGUGAAUGGGAAAAAGUUGUGGGUUUGGAACAUGUUCUGCAAUGUUUGAGAGAGGCAACCAUUCUACCUCAACGAUUUCCUCAAUUGUUCUCUGGAGAGAGAAGGCCGUGGAGAGCCGUUUUAUUGUAUGGUCCGCCUGGAACAGGAAAGACAAUGCUUGCGUCGACCUUGGCCAAAGAAUCACUCGCAACCUUUUUCAGCGUUUCUAGUGCUGACAUUCUCUCGAAAUGGGUUGGACAAAGUGAAAGAAAAAUCAAACAAUUGUUCGAUUAUGCAUCAAAAAGAAAACCAUCUGUAAUUUUCAUUGACGAAGUCGACAGUUUAUGUUCAGUACGAAACGACAAUGAAAGUGAAACCUCACGAAGAAUCAAAACAGAAUUCUUGGUUCAAAUGCAAGGUGUCUCAUCGAAAAACGGUGUCACUGUCGUUGGUGCAACUAACUUACCAUGGGAGAUUGAUAUCGCUAUUCGAAGACGAUUCGAGAAACGAAUCUAUGUACCGCUCCCUGACAAAAAAGCAAGAAAAGAGAUUAUUGUAAAGCAUAUCGGCAAAACUCCAAAUAGCCUUUCAGAGGAACAUAUCGAUGUGAUUGCCUCAAAAACUGAAGGUUAUUCAGGGUCAGAUAUUUCUGUACUGAUUCGUCAAGCGUUACUUGAACCAAUUAGAAAGUGUCAACAAGCUACUCACUUUCGAAAAGUGAAUGGAUUUUCACCUAUUACCUCCCAAUACUGUGAAGAUCUUUUGGAACCUACUCAUGAACAAGAUGAUCUGGCGCUGCAAAUUUCAUUGUACGAUAUUGAUUCGGAAAAGCUGCUUCCUCCACUUGUCACCAUGCAAGAUUUUGAGUUUUCAUUAAGCACCAUCAAACCAACACUCACUCCAGAAGAUCUUGAAAAGUACGAGCAAUUCUCCAAGAUGUUUUAA